AAGCUGCUUCACCCCCUCCCCUUCUUCCUCUUCCUCUGCUUCAUCCUCCUCCUCGGCUCCCUUCGCUCUUAGUCCGAUUUCUGCAUUUGCUGAAAAGGAGGGGUUUGCUGAGCUGUGCUGCUGAGGGGCUUUGCUGCGUCGCCGUGCGGCUCCUGGCAAAGAGAGCGCAGCCUCCGUUAGUCCUGCUGCUGCCUUUGUUUGCAGGUGCUGCUGUCGAAGGAAAACCCAGUUUCUCUCACCCGCACCCCCACUCCCCAUCUUCCAUCCGAAAACACGCCAAAGCCAGGAGGAGGAUUUGGGAGAUGCUGCGGCUACCGCUCCCGGUUUGAGGAGAGCCCGUGCCAAUCCGCUGGCGCUCCCGCAGGGACCCGGACAGUCCCGCACGCAGCAGCAGCUUGGAGAACUUACUGAAGAAGACCCCACAACUGGUGCCCACAUUUCCAAGAAGGGAACGGACAACAGCCCGGGCGCUCCCCGUGCCUCCCUCUUUCUCUCCACCUCCCCGUCUCCCUCCGAGUUCCUGAAAGGGUGAUUGCUUUGCCAGUGGUCGAAAGAAAGGGGGAAAGGGGGACGAAGCUUCGGCGCGAGGCGCCGCCGGGGCCCAACAGCGCCAAUGCUGCGCCAAAGGAGCAUUUGGAGACGCCGAGGGACCUGUUGGCUUCCUCUCUUCGCUGACUGGGCAGGCAACUUUUCAGUCCGGGACCAAGUUUGAGAAGGAUUCUUUUUCACCCCUUCCCUCUACUCUACUCACAGGAAGGGAUCGGGACUGGGCGGCUUAGAACCGAAAGGCACGCGGACGCUCUCCGCCCCGCGUGGCCCCCAAGAGGCGGCUGCCCCACCUUUCUUGCGAGGUGGGAAGUGGCCCGGCCUCCUGUCACGCCGGGCCUCGCAUCAUUUAUUAAUUUUCUUCCGAGGGGAGGCGAGAGCAGCAUGCUGGGGGCUCCCCCCGCAAGCAGCCCCCGCAGCCCCGACGUCUGACCCUCCAGGGUGGCGGCUAUGGCAGCAGCCAUCGCCAGCUCCCUGAUCCGACAGAAGAGGCAAGCGAGGGAGCGGGAGAAGUCCAACGCCUGCAAAUGUGUCAGCAGCCCCAGCAAGACCAAGACCAGCUGUGCCGACAAGAAGAAGCUCAGCGUCUUCUCCAGGGUCAAGCUCUUCGGCUCCAAGAAAAGGCGGAGGAGGAAACCAGAACCACAGCUUAAAGGCAUUGUAACAAAACUGUACAGCCGGCAAGGGUAUCACUUGCAGCUACAAGCAGAUGGAACUAUCGAUGGCACUAAAGAGGAAGAGAGUACCUACACUUUGUUUAACCUCAUACCUGUGGGUUUACGAGUGGUGGCAAUUCAAGGUGUCCAGACAAAACUGUACUUAGCCAUGAACAGCGAAGGAUACUUGUACACAUCGGAACAUUUCACACCAGAAUGCAAGUUCAAAGAGUCGGUUUUUGAAAACUACUAUGUGACAUACUCCUCUAUGAUCUACAGACAGCAGCAGUCAGGGAGAGGCUGGUACUUGGGUCUUAACAAAGAAGGGGAGAUCAUGAAAGGAAACCACGUCAAGAAAAACAAAGCGGCGGCACAUUUCCUUCCGAAACCAUUAAAAGUGGCUAUGUACAAAGAACCUUCCCUCCAUGAUCUUACAGAAUUUUCACGGUCUGGCAGCGGGACCCCCACGAAAAGCAGAAGUGUCUCAGGAGUGCUAAACGGUGGGAAAUCCAUGAGCCAAAACGAAUCGACGUAGCCAGGUUUAGGGAGCAACUGGAGAGACGUGUAAAUGGAAUCUUACCUCUGGAAUUAUAGAUAUAAGCACUUUUUUAGCUGCCUAUCAUCCAGCGAGGCAAGCCAAUAAACUGGCAUAGGUCACAUCGUCUUAUCAGCCAUUUAGACCUUCUGGUUGUUCAAAAAUAAUUUUAAACAAAUGAUAACAAACAAAUGAUAAUAGUAAAAAAAAAGAGAGCCCAAUGACGUAGAAUGUGCUUGUGCAAUCACACAAGGAUAGCCAGACAAAACAUAACUUGUGGCAUAAAACCACAGAGAGGAAAUGUCCAUCUUGCUCACUCUCUCUUUAAUCUCACCUGUGCUUUGGGGGGGGGGGCAGAAUUAAGUAGCAAGAAAACAUUUUUUGCAGCACUUAACUGCUGAUUUGAAUUUGCUGUCCAGCCAAGAGAGAAGUCCAAUCAAAGACCACUUUUUUUGCUUUUCGAGGGAAAUUCUAAUGCUUAAUGUUUUAUACAUAUAUAUAUCUAUAGCAUUAGAGGGUAAACAAACAGGAUAUGUGAACUCUAUGAUUUUUUUUCUCAGCUUACCAUUUUAUAUCUCUUAAGGCUUGAUAUUGAUAACAAACCCAAUGUAUUCUUUUAAUUUGGGAUAGUGCAACUUUCUGAUUCCUUAACUCCAAUGGGUCUUCUUCAGCGCUGUGUCUUUUCAAGCAAAAUGAUGCUAAUAGUAGUAUAUUAAAAAAAAAAAUCAGGUUUGGAGCUGAGUGUCAGUGUCUCAGUCUCCAGAGAAGUGUUCUUGCGAUUAAAAAAAACAACACUGAGAGAUAUACAUUUUUUAAUAGAUUUGUAGUAUUCUGUUUAAAGUCCUUGUGCUGACCCUAGUCUGUAGGAACCAAGGUGUUAAUGUUAACCCCCAGUCAGUGGAAGAUAAUGUUUUUGGGUUGUUGUUUUUCUAAAAAAUAAAAAAAUAAUAUAGAGAGGAUGGAAAUAUCACCAAUAUGUAGAGUUUCUUUUUCUCCCCCCCCCCUGCUUUCUCUUAAUUACAUUUUCUGUAACAUAUUUUAAAAAACAAACUGUUGUCGUGACUUCUUUUUUCUAAAGACAGAAACUGUGGAAAUGAGGUGACUUAAUUUUUUAUAAGAAAAAACAAUAUUGUUUGUAAAAAAAUAAAAAUUCUUUCUUUCACUUACAUGAAAUUAGGGUAGAAGAGAAGCAGCAUGACAAAAAAAACCCUAAAGCAUAUCUACAUGCUGUUGGGAAGGAGAACACUGCCCAGUGUCUUCUGCCCACAAAGAAUGAAGCCAGCUUCAGGUGCUACCUUUAGACUGAUAUAACCAUGUGUGGGGUGGCAGGGACAAGCACACUGCCCCCACUGUUUUCCCAUGCCAUCAUUCUUAACUCCUCCCAACUCAUGGAACACAAACUUCUGCAACAAGGACCCUAUUGUAUCUUUGGAGGCUCCCCAUGGAUUCUUGGAAGCCUGCAAAGCCAUGGUUCUGAAAUGCAUCUGGAGCAUCCAUGACUCCAAACAUGGCUGGAUUAACCAUUAAGCAAAUUAAGCACGUGCUUCGGGCAUCAAGGGAAGAGGGGGGCACCACAAAAGUAUCCCAUUGCCUGACUUUUAACAUUCAUGGCCACAAAUUACUCAGCUAAGCGUUCGUUUUCUCAGCUGAAGUAUAUUUAAAAAUCCCAACAGAACUGGCAUGCUUUCGAACUGCUAGGUGGGCAGGAGCUGGGACCGAGCAACGGGAGCUCACCCCAUCAUGGGGAUUCGAACCGCCAACCUUCUGAUCAGCAAGCCCUAGGCUCAGUGGUUUAGACCACAGCGCCACCCUUGUCCCAAAACAGCUAUACAACAAGGCAGGCUGGAUGCCUUAUCUCUACAAAGUGUAGAAGCAAAUGCAUUGUGUAAGGUUAGUUCUGAGGAUCUGAUCAAAGACGUUACAACUAGAAAAAGUAAAAACCCCUCCCCCCAAAAAAUAUAUAAAUAAAAUACAAAAAUGAAGCAUGUAGGUUUUGGUUUCAUUUCGUAACAUACAAUUUUCUUUUGGGGUUUAAAGUUGUUUAUAUUUUGAAUUAGGAAUAUAUGGGAGCACCAAAAUCUUUUAAGUGCUUAGGGCCUCUAAAGGUCUUAAUCAGGCCCUGUCUUCAAAUGGCACCCUGUUGCAGAAGUUUACCUUCUUUGAGUUGGAGUGUGAUAAUAUAAAUAACUAGCUGUCCCAGCCACGUGUUGCUGUGCCUCAUCCCUGUGACUGCCCCCACCCUGUUCCGAUCCACGACCUAUUCUGCUCCCUCCUCCCCCCACUCUCGGCUCAUCCCUGUGACUCCCCCCCACCCUGUCCCGACCCAUGACCUAUUCUGUUCCCUUCCCCCCCCUGCUCAUCCCUGUGACUCCAACUCUGUCCCAACCUAUGACCUAUUCUGCCCCCUCCUCCCCCCACCCCCAGGUCAUCCCUGUGAUUCCACCCACUCUGUCCCGACCCAUGACCUAUUCUGUCACCUUCCCCCCACCCCGGCUCAUCCCUGUGAUUGGCCCCACCCUGUCCCCCUCGCAAACCCCUGCGGCCUGGCCAAUGCCCCCGCAUUGGUGUUGUUUUCUGUUAACGGCCCAUAUUCAUUUGGUUGGAAUGUUCUGUUAUGAUGUCACUGAUAGUAUGCAGCCAAUGGCAGCAGGUGAGGUGUAUGUUCCUUUGACGUCCAAUGGAGGCCGCUAUUUUUUGAGAAAAUUCCAUUUUUACCUGCCAAAUGUUUGGCACGUGUGGAAUCUAAGGUUAUGUUGGCACUUGUGUAUUGGUACUGGACGCUGUGUCCAAAUUUGAAUGCAAUCGGUCAAGCAGUUUCCGAGAAAAGUGGAAAUCCCAAACAUGGACCUUUACAUUUUUAUAUAGAGAGAUGGGGCCAUGGGGGAGGGCUGACACACCUGUUCCUGCUGCUCCUACCAUGUGCUCACAUUAACCUAAUUGUAACACCUGAAGGAGGCUUAAAGUGCAAGGGGCUAUCAGAUAGAUGUAUUGCAGUCCUGCCAUGGAAAGGA
Molecule: messenger RNA, 4748 nt
Organism: Zootoca vivipara (common lizard)
Lineage: Eukaryota; Metazoa; Chordata; Lepidosauria; Squamata; Lacertidae
Product: fibroblast growth factor 13
Molecular function (GO): growth factor activity
Source: RefSeq, a predicted model, not a curated record